UAGAGCCUCCUGUCCUGGCUGCAGGAGUUCACCCAGUUGUGUCUCCCACCCCUCUCUUUGUACAGUAGAGCCUCCUGCUCUCAGUUUUUCCUGAUCUUCCUCCAGCUGUUACUUGUGCCCGCUGUAUCGGUGUAUGUGUGUUCAUUUUGAGAAAUCGUGGGACCCAGUUCCUCCAGCCUGCCCGUCUCUGCUCGCUGUUCUCUUUACACUCGGCUUGUACACGAUGUUCCCAGUGCACACUGGACAGCUCCAAAGGCAGCACCUCCGGAGCUCAGUUGCAGGGGGUUCAUGUUCCGCCCUGAUAUUCUCUGUGCGUUUAGCGAGUGUGCUCUGCUUCUGUCUUCAGUACCAGCGGGGCGGGGUCACUCCGGGGUUAACAGGUUUAAAGCCCCGGGCCGGUGUUCUUGUCGGGAAUCUGCUCCUGAUCUAUAGGCUGUGGGCUGCUGCCCACCGCGAGGUGGCGCACACUGCUGCCACUCUCCACUCGCUGUCCCGCGUUCUCGUCUCCAACAGCUGAUGCUGUGGUGUGUUACGUGGGGAAUCGCGCAGGCAAGGAUUUCACUGGGCUCCGGUCGGCGUGACGAUAAACACGAAGCCUGAAAUGUCGGUCUGUCCUGAGUGUUGUGUUUCAGCCACCCAGCCACGCGGCACCAGCCCCCACGUCCCGGGAAGGAGGGCCAGCUGUGGUGGGCUUCUCUGUGCGCCCCUCGGACAGAGGCUCCCCAAACCGUAACGAGCUCAGCAGAAAGACGAGAGAUGAGCUCAGACCACCAGGUAUAUUCCCAUUUCUCUCUUUGAGAAUAUUCAGAUUUGAAGUAAAUACUCUUACAUUCAUAUUGUUGAAAUAACUACGUGCAGUAAUUUAAUAUUUUACAGUAAUGUCCAUUUCGUUGAUUAAAGAAGUCUGUCAGUAUAUGUACGAGAUGAUACAUAUACUGUAUAUAUAUAUAUUCGAGUUUAUGCUGCUCCGCUUGUAUAUCGCAUGAACAAUAAAAGAUGUUCAUCACGCUUAUAAGAAGAUGUCUUGUUUGGUGUCUGACACCGCCAGGCAGGCUUGAAAGUCACCUUUAUCAGUCACGUCACACGCCCACUUUCACAACCCGCGUCCGCACAGACACGCCGGUGGAACGGGUCAGACAGACGCUCCUCUCCCUCAGGGGACUGGAGCCAGUCGGGCCUGUGGGAGGCUGGAGUCUGAGCAGAGUCUCCAGCCCGGACACGUCGCAGAGGCGAGACGGAUCCUGGCUGUGCGUUGGCCGGGGGUGUCGGUUUACAGGGCUCGACAGAGAAACGCUGGGGUUGCGUUGUGAACAGCAGCUCUCUGCACAGAGGGUGGCGGGAGGGUGGAACAAGCUGUGCAGACACGGCUCCUCCGGGAAACAGCUGGAUGUUCAUGAGUGGGAAUUACCGCACACGCGCCAGACCCGCCGAUCGCAUUCCUGCCCCGGAGUCGAUUACGCGCCAGCUCUCCAGUAAUUAACGGGCGAUUGAAAACGCUGCGCUGCAAACAUGUUCACCUGAACAGUGAAAGUAAAUCAUCAGCUCUGAGCAUCUCCCGACGGCUUUUCCGCCUCCCACCAGCGAGCUGGGACUGCGGCGGGACCCAGCCGGAACCCCCACUGCGCGCGCCAGGGCCACCGCGAGGACACAUCCGCGAGCCAGGUGCCGAGUCUCGAGCGCGACUAUAAGUGACAUCACCUGAUUCGCGCGAGCGCAGCUUCCACGUGUCCUAAACCGCCCACUUCAGCGUUCCCGGAUCCGAAAUCUAGCGCCACUCUUCGGCUUUGCGCCUGGGACCGGCGACACCAGCAGCCUGUUCUGGCAGAAUCCGUGUACAGCUCGGGACCGAGGGAGCCGGCAAAAAAGGGAACCGGGCCGAGACUUUGAGGAAACGGCCGAGCCUGCAGCGGCUGGAGGCACUCCUGCGUCGAGCCAGGAGUGAGAUCACACGAGCAGCAGACUCGCUCUGGGAUCACCUGUCGCGGGGAGAAAGGGAGCAUAUCCAGCCUGCGCAUGCUGACGCAGCUCCCACCAGAGCUCUUCAAGGUCAGCUGCGUGUGUGAAAGAAGAGAAGUCACCUGCAGCUCACGUCUAGCGGAAGACAUCACACAGCUCCUGGCUGAGCCCUGUGUAGCCAUCGGCGCCAGCCUGGGCCGGGACAGUCCUGGGCAGAGGCAGUGUGCUUCUGUGUGGACCAGCUCUGCAGAAUCUCUCUCUCGGGAGCCACUGAGCCGUCUGAUCCACAAGGAGGCAGAAACCAUCACGUCCCACCCCUGCUGCAGGUCUGCUCGGCGCGGAGGACAGACCAUGUCAUCCCUCUCUGCUCUCGGAGGUGUACGCACCAUUUUGAUCAGCACCCUCUUCCUGGUCUGUGUUGUAAUUUUUAUAAUCCUGUAUAUAAAACCGUCUCAUAAGUGGUUACCUCAUCACACUGCCUCACCACCCUUAGAGAAGACCCUCGUCUCUUCUGACAGAGACCAAAAUGACACUGUUGUCCUCAUCUGGCUCUGGCCAUUUGGAGACCACUUUUCUUUAGAGUCCUGUAGCUCCACUUUCCGCAUCGAGGGAUGUCGAUUAACAGCGGACAGGAACCUCUACAACAUUGCGGAUGCAGUUCUUCUCCACCACAGAGACAUCAGAGCGGAUCUGUCCAACCUGCCUCCUGCACACAGGCCCCCCUUCCAGAAGUGGGUCUGGAUGAACUUGGAGUCACCAGCUCACUCACCAAAAAAACCUGGUCUCGCAAAAUUGCUUAAUGUGACCUUAAAUUACCGACGGGACUCUGACAUCAUGGUGCCUUAUGGCUCCCUUGUUUCCAGAAGAGAACCUCUGAAAUUUGAACUGCCAAAGAAGGACAAGCUGGUCUGCUGGAUCGUUAGCAACUGGAGUCCUGGACAUGCCAGGUCACGGUACUACAAUGAACUACGCAAACACAUUGAAAUCCACACCUACGGUCGGGCAUUUGGGAAAUACAUCAGUGGUGAGAACCUUCUGCCCACAAUAGCCAGCUGUAAGUUUUACCUCUCCUUUGAAAACUCAGUCUACCAAGACUACAUCACAGAAAAGCUGUACAAUCCACUGUCAGUGGGCUCAGUCCCGAUUGUCCUGGGACCCUCUAGAGGAAACUACGAGAGCUACAUCCCUGCAGGUGCCUUUAUUCAUGUGGAGGAUUUCCCUUCAGCAAAAGAGCUGGCUGAAUAUCUACAGGUGCUAGACAAGAGUGAGGAGAAGUACCUGCAGUACUUCUCCUGGCAUGAGCACUUCACUGUGAAGCUGUGUUCCUUCUGGUUAGAACAUGCCUGUCGGACCUGUGGUUAUGUUAGAAGACACAGGGAGUACCAGACUGUUCCCAAUUUUGAGAAAUGGUUUUGGGGUUAAAAUUCUACAUUGAGAUCACAGCUCUUCUGUCUCGCGAGAGUUUCAGUUUCUCUGUUUUGUUAUAGAGCCUGAUUAGCACGGUGUACAAUCACUCACACAGAUGAAUAGAUCUCAAGCUUUAAAGGAAUGACACAAAAGGUGAAUAUUGAACAGGAACAUCUGGGGAUCCUGUGGUUAAGGCAGGAGACAAAAGCUUCAUCCUUCUUUCACUAUUGUGUACAUUUCCCACUGAGCUUAACGUUGUGGUUUGAAGGAGGAGUCCACCAACCCAUCUUAAUAUGAUGUCAGCAAAUCUGUGUACAUCAGGCUCAUUCUCGUGACUCCUGUCUAUGAACCACCUUCCCAGAGCCCACCUGACUGAUACAUGUUCAACAACAAACUAUCAACCUUAAGCAAUUUAAACUUCCUUAAGAAAAAUAAAUACUCUUGCUCUUUUUUGAAAAUAGAAUUGACAUUUGUCUCAAAAUUUAACUUGCGGUCUAGAAGGGUCCCUUAUUACUUAUAUUUAUGCUGAUGCAGGUUAAAGUGGGGAUGGAGGGUUCUUCCUGAAAUCAAUUGCCAUGUCUAUGGCCUCAGAGACAUUCAGCUUCUAAGAGUUUGGUUCACACCAAGUGGCAAACUCAUGUACUGUACGGCUGACCCAUGACCCCACUCAUCUGCCUGCAGCAAGCUGGCCGCUGCCAGCAAAUUCAAUUAUGUCUUGAGUGCAGCCAACCUUUGCCACCAUGUAAAUAUUUUACAUUCCUACUUUCAUGCAAUAUCCUGCACUUUCUCUACAUUAAGAGUUAUGUAGAGGCAGAUCGGGAAUCCCCUGAGAAAAAGGAGGACUGGAUGUAUUUUGAUUGUCAGAAAGCUUUUAAUAAAGUUCAUUAUAAAAAAUA
This is a messenger RNA of Lepisosteus oculatus (spotted gar), 4259 nucleotides long. Lineage: Eukaryota; Metazoa; Chordata; Actinopteri; Semionotiformes; Lepisosteidae. The record is from RefSeq and is a predicted model, not a curated record.